Molecule: messenger RNA, 2084 nt
Organism: Acomys russatus (golden spiny mouse)
Lineage: Eukaryota; Metazoa; Chordata; Mammalia; Rodentia; Muridae
Gene: Skap2
Product: src kinase associated phosphoprotein 2
Exons: 13
Coding region: 168-1244 (358 amino acids)
Cellular component (GO): plasma membrane; cytoplasm
Molecular function (GO): protein binding
Source: RefSeq, a predicted model, not a curated record
UGGCCCCGCCCCUUUCUCCAGGGCAGGGCAGGGCCGGGCGUCCAGCGACUGCUGGCUAAAGAGCCACUGACUUCCUUGUUGUGAGUCUCGGCCUGGCCGUGUCUGGAGUCGCAGCCUCGCGGUGCUCACCCGGACCACUGGCGUGAGUCUAGGAUCAGACCACAGCCAUGCUCAACCCUAGCAGCACCUCCUCUCCCGGCCCGCUCCCUGAGGAAAUUAGGAACCUGUUGGCAGAUGUUGAAACAUUUGUAGCAGACACACUGAAAGGCGAAAAUUUAUCCAAGAAAGCAAAGGAAAAGAGAGAAUCUCUCAUUAAGAAGAUAAAAGAUGUAAAGUCUGUCUAUCUUCAGGAAUUUCAAGACAAAGGCGAUGCCGAGGAGGGGGAUGAGUACGAUGACCCCUUUGCAGGGCCUCCGGACACUGUUUCCUUAGGCUCAGAGCGCUAUGACAAAGAUGAUGAUGGCCCAUCUGAUGGAAACCAGUUUCCUCCCAUUGCAGCCCAGGACCUUCCUUUUGUCCUAAAGGCUGGCUACCUGGAAAAACGCAGAAAAGAUCACAGCUUUCUGGGGUUUGAAUGGCAGAAACGGUGGUGCGCUCUCAGCAAGACUGUGUUCUAUUAUUAUGGGAGCGAUAAAGACAAACAGCAGAAAGGUGAAUUUGCAAUAGACGGCUAUGAUGUCAGAUUGAAUAACACCCUCAGGAAGGAUGGAAAGAAAGAUUGCUGUUUUGAAAUCUGUGCUCCUGAUAAGCGUAUCUAUCAGUUUACAGCAGCCUCUCCCAAAGAUGCCGAGGAAUGGGUGCAGCAGCUGAAAUUUGUAUUACAAGACAUGGGAUCCGAUAUCAUUCCCGAGGAUGAUGAUGAAAGAGGAGAGUUAUAUGAUGACGUCGAUCAUCCUGUUCCAGUCAGCAGCCCAUCAAAGAACCAGCCAAUAGAUGAUGAAAUUUAUGAGGAACUUCCAGAGGAGGAAGAGGACACUGCUUCGGUGAAGACAGACGAGCAAGGACAGGGGAGCCAGGACGGUGCUCAGCACACCUCAGGAGAUAAAAGCACUGAUUAUGCUAAUUUUUACCAGGGUUUGUGGGACUGUACUGGAGCUCUUUCUGAUGAGUUGUCCUUUAAGCGUGGUGAUGUGAUUUACAUUCUCAGCAAGGAAUACAAUAGAUAUGGCUGGUGGGUAGGAGAAAUGAAGGGAGCCAUUGGCUUGGUGCCUAAAGCCUACGUAAUGGAGAUGUAUGAUAUUUGAGAGUCUGGCAGGAGAAAUAAACCAACAUUUAUACUGAAGAAAAAAAAAUUAAAGUGCAACUUUCCCUUUUGUCUGCCGAGAAGUCUUCUGUCAGUCUGCAAGUGAUUUGGCUUCGCAACCCUUCGAGCCUGAGUGCACACUCAUAGCUGCCUCCUGUGAGUUAAAUGUUCCUGCCUCAGCUGUGAUUCUAUGCAGCCGCCCAUUAAAGUAUUCUGUUGUCAGGUUAAGCACGCAGUGAUCAGCUAACGUUAGAUGCAAGCAGUAGAGAUAAGACCUGUUGCUGUUUUGCAAAUAAUAAUAAAUUUGAAUUUACCCAUUUGGUUUGUGUAGGAAAAUUCAUUGUGCUUGUGUGUGACUCUCAGUCACUUAAGUCGCCAGUGUGGGUGGCUAUUUCUCUUAGUCAUUGGGCAUGAAUUAUUUUUAGAAUGUUACGUAUGAUUUCACAGACUUUGUAAAUUUUGAGUCAGUACUAAAAGACUUUUUAAAGUCUUUUUAAAGCUGUGUGAAUGACUUAGCUUAGUAUUUUAUUCUUCAUAGAGUAAUGACAUGUUUUCAUGAAAGUUGUACAGAUUCAUGAGUUUACCUGCUGUUGAGCAAGAAGGGAAAAACGUGAUCGCAUUACAAGCAAAGGGAGAGUGGCAGUAUGCUGUCACCCAGUACACAGUGCAAACCACAGCUAGGUCUGUACAAAGCACUUCAGUUUCCUAAUUUGAUGAUGGGCUGCCCAGUGUUUUCUAAUACAAUUUUAUAUACAUGUAAUGAAAUCAAAGGUUCGUAAGAAGCCUCAUUUUACCACUAACACAAUGGUAUAAAUAGCUUCCGUGUGUGUGCAGGCACGGC